CCUAAGACUACAAAAAUAGCUGGAAACAAUUGCAGCCUGUAUUCUUCUGUGAAUUCUAUGGAUGGUCACAGUAAUUCCAUGAAUAUCCAGAGUGCAAACCAUUCCUCAUAUGAACCAAACACAACCAACAAUCUGGAGGAUGUUACAAAGACCCCUUCCUUAUGUAAAAAAGCAAAAGUCCUUAAUACUAACAGUAAUAGAACCAAAGGUCAUCCACAAUAUUCAUCUGUUCAUGUUAGAAAGAAAACGACCUCAUGUAAUAGACGGAGUCUUGCAGACACUGACCUUAAUACACCCACCGUUCAUACACCACAAGAUCCAUCAACUCUUAUUAAAAAGAAUUCUUUAUCAUGCACUAGUGAAAAUCUCUCCAACAUAAAGUCACCCUCUGGUCUUACUCAUACACUUACACAAAUUAAGAAGGAAUCCGUAUCAUGUGACAAUAUUAAGGAAACAGAUGCUGACACUUCUACACCAGCAGAUCAUCCACAAAGAGGUCCAUCACUGGAUAUGAGACCAUCUUCAUGUGAACAGAAUGUCAGUGCUGUAUCUUCUAAUGUCGAUAUCAUACAUCAAAUAUCCACUACUGGGGAGUAUAUUACAUAUUACCGUAAAAAUAGGCCAAAAGAGAAACUCUUCUACUGUUCAGAAUGUGGCAAAAGCUUCAAUCGUAAUUCCCAUCUCAUAAGCCAUCAAAGAAGUCACACAGGAGAAAAGCCGUACUCGUGUCCUGAAUGUGGUAAACGGUUUAUGAGGAGUUCACAUUUGGUCAGACAUAAGAGGAUUCACACAGGGGAAAAACCCCAUUCGUGUUCUGAGUGCGGGAAACGCUUCAUUACAACCUCAGAUCUUGUGAUACAUCGGAGAACCCAUACUGGAGAAAAACCCUAUCAUUGCUCAGAAUGUGGAAAGAGCUUUAUCUGUAAUUCUGUCCUCAUCAAACAUCUGAGAACUCACACUGGAGAGAAACGACAUUGCUGCCCUGAUUGCGGCAAGUAUUUUACCACUAACGCCUAUCUUGUGGUCCACCAGAGAAUUCACACAGGAGAGAAACCAUAUAGAUGUACAGAAUGUGGAAAGAGUUUUACUUGUAAUUCAGUUCUUACCAAACAUCUAAAGAUCCACACAGAAAGGAAUAGCGAGUCAGAUCUUGUUAGACAUAAUAAAAGCCAGUCCAGGAAAAAACUUUAUCCUUGCAGUCAAUGUGGGGACAUUUUUUCUAAUAGCCUUCAAUUUUUAAGUCACCAGGAAAUUCAUUUAAGGGAAACAUAUCCUGAAUCAGAACUUGAUGGACACCAGACCAAUCCUGAAGAAGGAGAAAAAACAAAUUUUUGUUGGGACUGUGGAAAAUCUUUUUCCCAUAAAAGAUAUCUUGUUCUGCAUCAGAAACUUCAUAAAAGAGAGAAGCCAUAUUCCUGUACAGAGUGUGGGAAAUGUUUUACAAAAAGAGGAAAUCUUGCAAAGCACCUAGAACGUCACCAGAGAAAGAGAAUGUAGCGGUUCUCAGGUUCUUUAUGGUUUCUUGUUUACUUAAAUAACAAAAUCACCAAUCAAGUAUAGUUCUUUAUAAAGUUUAGAAAGCAUUUGAUAAAAAAAUGUAUUCUUAUUAAUAGAUGAAUGGCUGAUUGGAUUUGCUGUGGAUAUUUUAUAUUUGUACACCAAUAAAUAUUGUCAUAUUGGUGGGGUACCAGCUGCUAAGACCACUACCAAUCACAAGGACAGAAGUUUUCUUACAUUUAGCAGCAUAAAUGUGAGGAAAUUCAUGUAUUGGUUUGUUAUACUAAUAUUGCUAUUUUCUUUCUUUUAGCAGGUCCAGAGUAUAUACCUGGUAUUUAGAUAGUAGGUGGUCUCCAGUGUGUGAUUUGUAUACUGUUAUUCAGCAUGUCCUUUUUUUACUUUAAGAUACUUGGCUGUCUCCUGAGGUAGUGACAGCCAUGGUACUUGCCUUUAAAGGGGUAC
Messenger RNA from Hyla sarda, 1959 nucleotides. RefSeq names its product zinc finger protein 420-like. The transcript has a single exon. The record is from RefSeq and is a predicted model, not a curated record. NCBI's taxonomy places the organism in Eukaryota, Metazoa, Chordata, Amphibia, Anura, Hylidae. The coding region runs from base 58 to 1497 and encodes 479 amino acids.